Messenger RNA from Acanthocheilonema viteae, 741 nucleotides. NCBI's taxonomy places the organism in Eukaryota, Metazoa, Nematoda, Chromadorea, Rhabditida, Onchocercidae. The record is from the annotation of a GenBank genome assembly.
AUGCUGAAACAAAUCCAAAAAAGUAAGGAUGAAGAAGCAGGCAAAAAUGAUACAAUUACAGCGAUUCUUAGCCAACCGGUGUGCGAUGUGUUCGUUCAGCAUGACAAAAGUUUCCGUCAAACGGAUCGUAAACAGUACGAAAAGAUGUUGGAAGCACGAACGGAUGAUUUUGUGAGUAUUACUCCAUCAGAAAGUGUUCACGCAGCUUUGACAAUUCAGACUACCUUUCACAACAUAUCGUUCAUCAUACAAGGAUUUUUAUCAGGAUUCGGCACUUUUCAUGCUGUUUUUGCUUUCGCCUUUGCCGAUAUUGAUAUACUUCAUAAAGGUUACACAUGGUUGGCGAUGCCAAUUCAAGCUACCUUCUACGCAUGCUUUGUGAUUAGCACCAUUGCAGCACUUGACAAGCUUGAAAUAAGUUCUAGUUUAAUGGAUAACUUGAAACGUGGAUUAAGCUUACAAAGUGGUGGUUUAGAUAUAUUAUUAUGUUUAAUUGGUACAGUAGCUACGUUGGUAUCAGCGUUAUAUGAUGAAUGGCUUGCAGGACCAAUGAAACAACGAGAAGAGAUUUGGGAUAUUAUAGUUGUGGACCCGUUGGUUGCUUGGCGUUUGUUAAGUGGUAUCCGUGCAGUAGCCGGAUUAUUAAACUGGCUGCUUCUAGCUCUUUCACCAAAUAGCAAUAUUUUAUUAAAACAAAUUCGUAAUCCGGAAUCAGUUCAUGAAAACUGUGAAGUACCGUAA